UCCCGCACGGAACUCUGGGUAAGUCCAGAGUCACGUGGCAAUCACAAAAUCAAAGUGGCGUCUAUAUGUUGUGAAUGUGGAUCGCUCGUGAAAUCACUGUUAAAACUGCUCGGAAUUUCCACUUGAGAACUAAAAAUUCACUAAAAUGGAUUAUGUUAGAGUCAAGGCAAAGAAAUGAAGAGAAA
Porites lobata is the source of this 185-nucleotide messenger RNA. Lineage: Eukaryota; Metazoa; Cnidaria; Anthozoa; Scleractinia; Poritidae. The record is from the annotation of a GenBank genome assembly.